AACUUGCGGUGGUUCUCGUUUCAUUUUUCCCUUUUGCUACUGUUUUGGUCCCAGUGACCUGAAAAGGAAGUUGAAGUUAAACGAUAAAAACUAAAUAAACGAAUUUGCACUGCAAUUUUUUCAAGUCUAAGCUGAUGGAUUCUGCUUCAUUCCCUCGCUUCUUAAUCUCCCGCGUCAUCUACAGCUCAAGCUUGCAUCGCUCUUGCUUGACAAUUCAGAGUGCAAGAAAUGGCCUGUGGAAGAAAAGGCUGUGUGGGAUUGGGGUUUGUGAAGUUGGAGUGGGAAACUCAUACGGUGAAAGCAGCAUGAAGAAGAACGAGAACGGGUCAGUGUUAGGUGCGACUGAUGAGUCAGCUUCAGAACCAUUUGGAACAUUAGACGCAGAAAUCACACCAGAAACUGCAGAUUUCUUUGUGAGUGAUGCAGAAGGCGAUCCAGAUUGCCCCUCCAAAGGUUACUCGUCGAUUGAGCAGGCACUUAAUGCACUACGCCAAGGAAAGUUUGUGAUUGUGGUAGACGACGAAAAUGGCGAGAUUGAAGGGAAUCUUAUAAUGGCGGCAUCGAUGACUAGUCCGCAGCAUGUGGCCUUCAUGAUAAAUCACGGAUCAGGGAUUAUUUCUGUGGGCAUGAAAGAUGAAGAUCUUCAAAGACUGAAGCUUCCUCUCAUGUCUCCUGAUUCUGAAAUUGAGGAUUCUUCCGCCCCAGCUUUUACUAUCACUGUGGAUGCAAAAGUUGACACUUCCACGGGCGUAUCAGCUGCAGAUAGAGCAAAGACAGUUAUUGCCCUGUCAUCUCCGGACUCAAAACCAGGAGAUUUCAGAAAGCCAGGUCAUGUGUUUCCCCUCAAGUACAGAAAUGGUGGUGUUCUCAGAAGAGCAGCUCACACUGAGGCUUCUGUAGAUUUGGUCACCAUGGCUGGCUUGAGGCCUGUCUCUCUUCUUUCAGCUCUUGUUGAUGUAACUGAUGGUUCUAUGGCUCCCUUGCCUGUUCUUAAAAACUUGGCAUUACAAAACAACAUACCAAUUGUUUCAAUAACUGAUUUGAUAAGGUACCGGAGAAAGCGAGAAAAACUGGUUGAAAGAACAAGCUUCUCUCGCCUCCCUACUAAAUGGGGCCUAUUUCAAGCAUAUUGCUAUCACUCUAAAUUGGAUGGAACUGAACAUGUGGCUAUUGUGAAGGGAGAGAUAGGAGAUGGGCAGGAUGUGUUAGUGAGAGUGCAUUCAGAGUGCUUAACAGGGGAUAUAUUUGGAUCAGCUCGAUGUGACUGCGGGAACCAGUUAGAGUUGGCUAUGAAGUUAAUUGAGGAAGCCGGGAGAGGAGUGAUUGUGUAUCUUCGAGGUCAUGAAGGAAGAGGCAUCGGACUUGGUCACAAACUCAAGGCCUAUAACUUGCAGGAUCAAGGUCGCGACACUGUUCAAGCCAACUUAGACCUUGGCUUAGCUGUUGAUGCUCGUGAGUAUGGCAUUGGUGCCCAGAUUCUGAGGGAUUUAGGAGUCCGAACAAUGAGGUUAAUGACAAAUAACCCAGCAAAGUUCGUUGGACUAAGGGGUUAUGGUUUGGCAGUGGUAGGGCGGGUUCCUGUGAUGACACCAAUCACAGAAGAAAACAAGAGGUACUUGGAAACAAAACGAACCAAAAUGGGCCAUGUGUACGGUUCUGAUAUACAAUCACCCGUAGCCGGAUUCAUCAAUCCUAUUGUAAAUAACAAAGACCUACCCGGCAAAAAGGGGUCAACUUAAUAGCAAUACAUAGUCAAAGAGAUAGCCAAGAUUUUCUUCUUCAAGUGAAAGAUUUGUGUGAAGCAUUUAAUGUUCAUUUGUGAAGAUUGUGUAUUCACUUUGCUACUGGAACGUUUCCAAUCACAGGAGUUCCCCCCCCCCCCCGGGGGUUAGUUUUCUUUGGACUUCCACUUUGUUUCUUAAGUAUAAUGUAUUUAAGUUAAAAACAUGGACACCUUACCUGAGGGGACAAAAAUUACCGCAAGGGGCGCCAAUCAGCAUCACUGCAUGUACAGGGCGAAAAUCUGGCAGAGAAGUUUCAGAUUUAUUAUUUUUAGAAACCUAAUGUCGAUAGCUGAUGAGCUUGAAACAUGGCCUUAUUGUCAUCAGUGAUGAUUUAUUUAUGAAAAAUAAACCAGAAAGAGGGCAACUGAAAUCUAUACGUACUAUGGACGCGUAAAAUAAAAAGUGGACUUCUAU
Messenger RNA from Neltuma alba, 2198 nucleotides. RefSeq names its product monofunctional riboflavin biosynthesis protein RIBA 3, chloroplastic. Bases 135 to 1739 code for a protein of 534 amino acids. Gene Ontology annotation, molecular function: 3,4-dihydroxy-2-butanone-4-phosphate synthase activity; GTP cyclohydrolase II activity. NCBI's taxonomy places the organism in Eukaryota, Viridiplantae, Streptophyta, Magnoliopsida, Fabales, Fabaceae. Gene Ontology annotation, cellular component: cytosol. Gene Ontology annotation, biological process: riboflavin biosynthetic process. The transcript is spliced from 7 exons. The record is from RefSeq and is a predicted model, not a curated record.